Molecule: messenger RNA, 2629 nt
Organism: Mya arenaria
Lineage: Eukaryota; Metazoa; Mollusca; Bivalvia; Myida; Myidae
Product: multiple epidermal growth factor-like domains protein 10
Exons: 6
Coding region: 104-1966 (620 amino acids)
Molecular function (GO): scavenger receptor activity
Source: RefSeq, a predicted model, not a curated record
CGAAUAUGUACGUUACAUUUUAACUUGGACUUUUAAAAUUAAACACAGGAUAUAGGAGAGAGUCACUUAAUUUCAUCUGUGCUAUGCUUUUGAGAGAAAUAAAAUGUUGUCCAAGGCAAGGAAUAUAGCAUGUGUUUUGAUGCUGUUGAUCGCAGCUGGCCAUGCACAGUGUUACAAUAAAAACUGCGCAUCAUGUACCGACCAAACCCAGUGCAAUUCAUGCAAGGAUGGCUGGUGGGGAUCACAGUGCAACAACAACUGCAGCACAAAUACAACCUGUCCGGGAUCCUGCAGGAUGGCCAACGGCUUUUGUACUUCCUGCCCGGAUGGGACAGCUACCUAUCGAAAAACGUGUCAUAACUGCUCCAACCAUUGUAGGGCAUGCUACACCCAUAAUUUGAACUACUGUUACGGUUGCUUCAAAAAUAGUUUUCCAUUAAGUGGUAAAUGUUACAACCAAUGUUUUGAAGGAUGUUCUAAUGCAUGCAAUAUGGCAAAUGGUGACUGUGACUGUAAAGGCGGGUACUGGGGUACUCAAUGUCACCGUCAGUGCGGAAAUUGUUCAGGAGGUACAUGCAUACAAUCCACAGGAUAUUGUGAUUGUAAUGAUGGGUACUACGGGAGCCAAUGCACGUCUGUUUGUAGAUCAGGAUGUCUUGAUGGUAAAUGUAAUGCAACUACAGGUAAUUGCCAGUGCAAGGAUGGUUACUACGGAAAUAGUUGUCAAUCCACAUGCAAAUCAAAUUGUGUUGCCUGUGUCACAAGUUACAACAAUUGCAGUGCGUGUAAAUCAGGAUAUUGGGGAACGUCAUGCAGUAAAAGCUGUAACGCUGGUUGUCAAAAUAGAACAUGUGACAUGAUAUCUGGACACUGUGAAUGUAAAUCUGGGUAUUGGGGACCUUUGGCAGAUCCAUGUGUAAACAGUUGUAAUGAACAUUGCCUUAAUGAAGUCUGCGAUGGAAUAUCUGGAGAGUGUAAUUGCGAACCCGGUUACUUUGGGAGAAAAUGCCAAUACAGAUGUGGUCUCGGGUGUGAAAAUAUAACUUGUAAGAAGAUAACGGGGGAAUGCGAUUGCAAGCCCGGUUUCUUUGGGGAAUUAUGCGAUAAGAUAUGUAGUUCCGGGUGUGAAAAUAGAUAUUGUGAGAAAUUGACGGGCGAGUGUGAUUGCCAACCCGGUUACUUUGGUGGAUUAUGUGAACACAGAUGUAGCUUAAGGUGUGAAAACAUAACUUGUGAGAAGUUAACGGGAGUGUGUGAUUGCUCUCCAGGAUAUUUUGGUGCAACGUGCUUAGACCGAUGCAAUUCGCAUUGCUCCAUUUGCUUCAAUGAAAGUAGUUGUAUCAAAUGUGAAGCCGGUUUUUAUGGAAAGGUUUGUGAAGAGAAUUGUACAAGUGGUUGCAUCAAUAGUGAAUGUGAUCAGGAGACAGGACGUUGUUUAUGUCAAAACCGUUUCUAUGGUGACUUUUGCGAAAAUGAGUGUUUUGAACAGUGUACAUCUUGCUCAUCACAAGUGGCAUGCUUAAAGUGUGUUCCGGGCUUUUUUGGCAAAACAUGUAACCAAUCAUGUCCGUUUGCAUGCGCUCUGUCAGAAUGUGACAAGGACACAGGGCGCUGUGCCAAAUGCUGGGAGGGUUUCGAUGGAGAUCGUUGUUUGCCAGGUGUUGAUCAUAGUGAAAGCACCAAUCGGAAGAACGUGGUGGUUUCUGUCGUUUCGGGUUCAGUUGUGUCGAUAUUUCUUUUGACGAGCGGUGCGGUAGUCAUUGUCUGGAUUCUUAAAAGGAGAAAGGAUACCGCCUAUAGAAAAGCAGAAACCAACAUUGAGACGCGUGGCAGUGCAUGUGAAACCAGUCCCGAAACCGACAAGGAAGACAGAUACAAACGACUUGAACGGAUGGACGGGGAUGAGGAGUUGGAAAUGUACGAUAUCGUUCGAGGGGCAGAUAACUCAACAUACAUGAACAUCUAGAUGGGCUUCCCUUACAUCAUUAUGUACCUGUAACGACAUUUGAGAUUAGUUUCGUAUUUGUGUGUGUUAUGUCUGGAGAGUGUGAUUGUGAUUGUUUAUCUAAGUAAACACAACGUAAAAUACGUGAUGUAAAUCCCGUGUCGUAAAUAUAUUCGCAUAAACACAUACUGUUGUUCAUUCGCAUUCUUUUAAUUUGAAACUUCUAAAGUAACACUUAUAUGUUAUUAUCAAUUUUCGAUGUGUUUUCAUUCGAAUAGGAAUAUUGUGUUAUUGCUUAUGGUUGUUGCUUAUAUUCUGCGUUAUAUCUGUAUUUCAGAAAGUGAAAUGUUGUCCGUGUGUGUAGUAGAUUCUAACCCAUAUGUUAUUCAUUGCUGGACAGUUGCGGCAUGUAUCUUCAUAUAUCUCAGUUAUUUAAACUCACUCUGUAAGUGGAAGGAAGAUAUAAUAAACAUAUCCAUUUCUCAGAUUAGUUUCACACUCUGUUCUCGCUGUUGUAAUAUGUACACUGUCCACAGUUAAGAUUCGUACUCUGACCUGCAGUUUGAUUAACGGAUUAGUUUCCGGUCAAUAUCCAAAGCAUAUAUUCCAGCAAGUUUAAGUAUGUAAAUAUGAAACCAAUAUACUGCAGUUAUACUACUGUGUAAAUAAGUGUCCGUGAAUAAA